This is a messenger RNA of Leptinotarsa decemlineata (Colorado potato beetle), 1824 nucleotides long. Its product is annotated as BRCA1-associated protein. Lineage: Eukaryota; Metazoa; Arthropoda; Insecta; Coleoptera; Chrysomelidae. Gene Ontology annotation, molecular function: nucleic acid binding; zinc ion binding; ubiquitin protein ligase activity. The record is from RefSeq and is a predicted model, not a curated record. Gene Ontology annotation, cellular component: cytoplasm. Gene Ontology annotation, biological process: protein ubiquitination; Ras protein signal transduction.
AGGCACCGUAAAAUAAACACAGAACAUCAAACUACGAAAUUACUGAAGUGUCAAUUAAGCAAAUAAAUGUUUUUGUAAAAUUUGAUUGAUUCUAAGAAAUAAAUGAAAAAAGAAAAUUGUUGAUGAUUUGUUCAAACUAUGUCGGAUCUCGUAGCGAAAUGCGUUUUGAGAGUGGAAGUCAACGAAGUGACUGAUGGAUCAGAACCCAAGGGUGCUGAAGCUUUACUAAAUACAGAUUCCAAACAAAAAAAUAGGGGUCAAAGGCAACUUCGAGAUAUAAGUGUAGAAACAUUCCCCAGCUCCUUAGAGAGCCCCAAAGAUGAUUGGGGAAUUCUUCCUAAGUACUCCCGGGAAGUUACACCUAUUGGGGAAGUGGAAGAUGCAAUUGAAGGAAAGGUUGAAAUAGGUUUUUUCAGUGGCAAUCCAUUUGUGGAAAUUACCAAAGGCAUACUGCAUCUUUACAAGGAAGAUGUAUUAAGUAGCAGGAAAGAAGCACUUACCUUAUGCUUAUUAGGAGUUCCAACAACAAUGACCUGUCAUGACUUGUUGGCAUUUACAGCUCCGUGUCAUUGUGAUAUUAGCCACAUAAGGGUGUUGCGAGACUCUAUGCCAAAUCAGUAUAUGGCACUGUUGACAUUCAGGAACCAUGAUGCAGCAAUGGAGUUUUAUUUAACUUUUAACGGAGCACCUUUCAGUAGUCUUGAACCAGACAGUAUAUGUCGAAUAGUAUGGGUGUCCAAUGUUGAAUGGGCCCAUGAUGGUUUGCCACCACCAGGCCACACAGAAUUGCCAAUUUGUCCAGUUUGUCUUGAACGAAUGGAUGAAUCAGUUGAUGGUGUAUUGACUAUUCUUUGUAAUCAUGCGUUUCAUGCCAGCUGCUUGGAAAAAUGGGGCGAUUUGACUUGCCCCGUCUGCCGAUGUGUUCAAAGCCCAGAACAGGCUGCAACCUCUGAAUGUGAACAAUGCGGAUCUACAGCUCCCUCACCUGAUUCUCUUUGGAUUUGUCUCAUUUGUGGGCAUGUUGGUUGUGGAAGAUAUCAAGGUGGCCAUGCCGCUUCACAUUAUAGGGAAUCUGGGCAUUGCUAUGCUCUUCAAUUGGGCUCUCAUAGAGUUUGGGAUUAUAAAGGCGAUAAUUUUGUCCACAGACUUCUGCAAAACAAGGCUGAUGGUAAACUUGUGGCAUCAGAAGGUCCACCCUCUGAAUCGGAAUGCGCCCAAGAGAAAGUAGAUUCUGUUCAACUAGAGUUCACUUACCUCUUGACAUCUCAAUUAGAAGAACAGCGUCUUUAUUUUGAGGACAAAUUAUUGAAUUUAGAAAGCCAAAUGUUGGAGGAAACCAAACACCUGAGGGAUAAUGUAUACAGCAUAUCUGAAGAAAAUAAACAGCUAAGAUCAAAGCUAGUUGCUAUUACAAAAGAAAAACAGGCAUUGGAGAAGAAAGUAGAGCAGCAGCAAACAAAACUGACUACAACUCUAAAUGAUCUGAAUGAAGAAAGGCAGUUGGGCAAAGCCCUGAGAAACAAUCAACAACAAUGGCAAUCUAAAAUAACUAAAUUGGAAGAAAAAUAUAAUGAGUUGAAAGCACACAAGGAGGGAGAAAUUAGAGAACUGAAAGAGCAAGUUAGAGAUCUGAUGUUUUUCAUUGAUGCUCAAAGGGUAAUUGAGAAAUCCAAUGAAAGAGAAGAUAUAGCUGGUGGUACUGUAACUAUUGGUGAAACUCCCCAAACUUCUAAACGCAAAAAAGGAAAAAAGAAAUUAUAAUUAUGCUAUUAAUUUUAACCAUUUAGUUUAUAUUUUCUACUAAAAUAAAGGAUUUUAUCUGUG